AUGGACACUUUCACUCGCUUCACCAACCAGACUCAGGGCAGGGACCGGCUCUUCAGAGCCAUUCAGUACACAUGCAUGUUGCUUAGAUAUUUAUUAGAGUCUAAGGCUGAUAGAGAGAAGGUGGUAAUGAAGCUCAAGAAACUGGAAUCUAGUGUGAGCAGUGGUCGUAAAUGGUUCAGACUAGGUAACGUGGUACAUGCUGUCCAGGCAACUCAACAGAGCAUUCGUGUGUCUGAUCUUGUACCUCGGCUCUGCCUAACAAUAGCCAACCUGAACCGGGUGAUUUACUUUGUUUGUGACACCAUCCUUUGGGUGAGGAGUGUGGGACUUGUCGCUGACAUUAACAAGGAAAAAUGGCGAAAGUGGGCUGCACGCCAUUACUACUAUUCUCUCCUGCUGAACAUCAUCAGAGAUGUGUAUGAAGUCUCCCUACAAAUGGAGCAGAUUGCGCAAGAAAAGGCAAAAAGAGAGAAAUCGAUGCCCCAGAACCACUUAGGACCUUGUAUAGCUGAUGAAGAAACAGAAUGGCUUCAGUCCUUUCUCCUUCUCUUAUUUCGAUCUCUAAGGAAGCAUCCUCCCUUGCUUUUGGACACAGUGAAAAACCUCUGUGAUAUCCUGAAUCCUUUGGACCAGCUUGGUAUUUAUAAGUCUAAUUCUGGAAUCAUUGGUCUUGGAGGCCUCCUGUCCUCCAUAGUAGGCAUGAUAACGGUAGCUUACCCACAAAUGAGACUAAGGACUUGCUGAAGUUUGAAAAGGUGAUCCUCCGAGUGGGAAGAGCACUUUGCCUAUAACUGAGAAAAUGUCACAGUGUGCUUGAGUCACUUUCUCACAAAAAGUGUUUAGUUCCCUGACCUUAUGUGGGUAUAUGUACUGUAUAUCUCUUUCCUCUGUCUCUAAAGAAAAAAAAACAUAGAGAGAGACAGUCUCUGAACCUACCUCACAGGGUUGUUGUGAG
Molecule: messenger RNA, 955 nt
Organism: Gracilinanus agilis (Agile Gracile Mouse Opossum)
Lineage: Eukaryota; Metazoa; Chordata; Mammalia; Didelphimorphia; Didelphidae
Gene: PEX11A
Product: peroxisomal biogenesis factor 11 alpha
Exons: 3
Coding region: 1-744 (247 amino acids)
Biological process (GO): regulation of peroxisome size; peroxisome fission
Cellular component (GO): peroxisomal membrane
Source: RefSeq, a predicted model, not a curated record